AUGCUUAUCAGAUUCAGAUCGAAAAACGGCAUUCAUAGAGUCUCCUGCGAAGAUAGCGAGCUUUUUGGAGCAGUAAUUAAAAGAUUGUUGGGUAAUCUGGAUGCCAAUGCCGAUGCCAAUACAUUUACUGUUAGUGAGAAGCCUGGGCAGGAUGUCCAUACUGUUUCUGAACUGGCUAAUCGAACAGUGGCAGAUCUAGGGCUGAAGCAUGGUGACAUGCUGAUAUUUAGUUAUUCGAAUCAGCCCAACACCGAGACAAUUGACACCAGCGUCGGAACUGGAUCCGUAGACAUUGGUGUUAAGAACGGUCGUCAGAAAAGUUUGGGCCCGUUGAAAAUCAAAGAACUUGAUGUUGACGAGGAACUAGAGAAAGAGAAAGGGUUAAUACCUCGCCAAAAAUCAAAAUUUUGUAAGCAUGGUGAUAGAGGUAUGUGCGAAUAUUGCUCGCCUUUACCUCCUUGGGACAAAGAAUAUCACGAGGCAAAUAAAAUCAAACAUAUUUCUUUUCAUUCUUAUUUGAAAAAAUUGAAUGAGAAUGCCAAUAAGAAGGAAAACGGUAGCUCUUACAUUGCGCCGCUCUCAGAACCUGACUUUAGGAUUAACAAGCAUUGUAAUAAUGGACAUGAACCAUGGCCUCGAGGAAUUUGCUCUAAAUGUCAACCAUCGGCAAUUACUUUACAACAGCAAGAAUUUAGAAUGGUGGAUCACGUCGAAUUCCAGAAAAGUGAAUUAAUUAAUGAGUUUAUUCAAGCGUGGCGGUGUACAGGUAUGCAGAGAUUUGGCUAUAUGUAUGGCUCUUAUGCUAAAUACGAUAAUACGCCCUUGGGGAUAAAGGCCGUUGUGGAAGCAAUAUACGAACCACCUCAACAUGAUGAACAAGACGGGUUGACCAUGGAUGUUGAACAAGUCAAGGAGGAGAUGCUACAGAUCGAUCUACAGGCUCAAGAAAUGGGGCUUUCACGUAUUGGGUUAAUAUUUACAGAUUUGUCUGAUGCAGGAGCUGGAGAUGGGUCCGUCUACUGUAAAAGACACAAAGAUUCAUUUUUCCUUUCAUCAAUAGAAGUUAUCAUGGCUGCUGGACACCAAACCAGAUAUCCUAAUGUGAGCAAGUUUAGUGAACAAGGAAUAUUUUCUUCUAAAUUUGUCACCUGUGUCAUAUCAGGAAAUUUGGAAGGGGAAAUUGAUAUAUCGAGUUACCAAGUAUCCACUGAUGCUGAAGCAUUAGUCACGGCAGACAUGAUAAGUGGAUCCACGUACCCUUCAAUGGCAUAUAUCAAUGACACCACCGAUGAAAGAUAUGUACCUGAAAUAUUUUACAUGAAAUCCAAUGAAUAUGGUAUAACAGUAAAGGAGAAUGCCAAACCUGCAUUCCCUGUGGACUAUCUUUUAGUAACGUUGACUCAUGGGUUUCCUAAAAAUAACACGGAUACCAAUCCAAAAUUCGCUACAUCGACUGAGUUUCCGUGGGCCAACAGACAAGCUCUGGGGCAAUCUCAAGAUUAUCAAGAACUGAAAAAAUAUUUGUUCCAGGUGGCUUCAAGUGGAGAUUUCAAUCUCUUACACGAGAAAAUCUCGAAUUUUCACUUGUUGAUAUAUAUAAAUACUUUGCAGGUACUUUCACCCGAGGAAUGGAAAUUACUGAUAGAGUCUGCUAUAAGAACUGAAUGGGAAGAGCCCCUAUUGAAACUUGUCUCCUCAGCUGGUUGGCAAACACUAGUCAUGAUCCUUCAAGAAAGUGGUUAA
Molecule: messenger RNA, 1743 nt
Organism: Saccharomyces eubayanus
Lineage: Eukaryota; Fungi; Ascomycota; Saccharomycetes; Saccharomycetales; Saccharomycetaceae
Gene: NPL4
Product: nuclear protein localization protein 4
Exons: 1
Coding region: 1-1743 (580 amino acids)
Biological process (GO): ubiquitin-dependent protein catabolic process
Cellular component (GO): nucleus
Molecular function (GO): ubiquitin protein ligase binding; ubiquitin binding
Source: RefSeq, a predicted model, not a curated record